Mytilus trossulus (common blue mussel) is the source of this 1489-nucleotide messenger RNA. Its product is annotated as CCR4-NOT transcription complex subunit 9-like. The transcript has 9 exons. Gene Ontology annotation, biological process: mRNA catabolic process; negative regulation of translation. The record is from RefSeq and is a predicted model, not a curated record. Gene Ontology annotation, cellular component: CCR4-NOT complex; CCR4-NOT core complex; P-body. Lineage: Eukaryota; Metazoa; Mollusca; Bivalvia; Mytilida; Mytilidae. Bases 197 to 1123 code for a protein of 308 amino acids.
UCGUCUAUUUCUUCACGUUUUUUCUUGUAUUUUGACCAGGAUAUUUUUUUCUGAAAGGGAUUAAUUUGUUUGUACAGUCUUAUAUGAUUCUGAUCAAAUAUUUUAAUUAAAAAAUUCACUUCAGGCUGAAAAUAUCACUUCCGGUUUAAGGGGGUCGGUGCCAAAACAAAAACUGAUUCCUAGCUAAAUAUUUGCAAUGAAUAUGGCACAACAGCAGGCCAGAAUGAUGACAUCAACAGGACCUGUCACCAUACCAACCACCAUACCCCCAGUAGACAGAGACAAGAUUUAUCAGUGGAUUAUACAACUUACUAGUCCAGACACCAGAGAAAAUGCUCUGCAAGAACUGAGUAAAAAGAGGGAAGUUGUACCAGAUCUGGCACCUAUGUUGUGGCAUUCAUUUGGAACAGUGGCAGCACUACUUCAAGAAAUAGUUAACAUCUAUCCAACAAUAAAUCCACCACACUUAACGGCACAUCAGUCAAACAGAGUUUGCAAUGCUUUAGCACUACUACAGUGUGUAGCCUCUCACCCAGAAACUAGGUCAGCAUUCCUACAAGCACACAUUCCAUUGUUUCUGUAUCCAUUUUUACAUACAGUCAGUAAAACAAGACCAUUUGAAUAUUUACGUCUUACUAGUCUUGGAGUUAUUGGUGCUUUAGUAAAAACAGAUGAACAGGAGGUAAUUAAUUUCCUGUUGACCACAGAAAUAAUACCUCUUGGUUUACGUAUAAUGGAAUCUGGAAGUGAGCUUUCUAAAACUGUGGCUACCUUCAUUUUACAGAAGAUAUUAUUAGAUGAGACUGGCCUAUCAUAUAUAUGUCAAACCUAUGAAAGAUUCUCACACGUUGCAAUGAUAUUGGGGAAAAUGGUGCUACAUUUAUCUAAAGAACCGUCUGCCAGGUUACUCAAACAUGUUGUUAGAUGUUACCUCAGAUUGUCAGAUAAUCCCAGGGCUAGGGAAGCAUUGAGACAGUGCCUUCCAGACCAGUUGAAGGACAGCACUUUUGCUAACUGUCUCAAGGAUGACAACUCUACAAAGCGAUGGUUGAUGCAGUUACAACAAAAUCUAGAGGCCCCAGGUGUUCCUGAUCCAAGAAGUAUGCCACUACAUCAACAAUAGGCAGCAAGAAAUUGUUGAGAGAAAGACGUUUCAUUUUAGUCACGACAGGUUCCUGCUGGAAGUUUUGUCAAAAAUCAUGAUCUCAUGAACUGCAUCCCUUGACUUGUUGUUGUGGUCUAGGGUGAAAAAAUAUUUAUUCCAGUCAUGUUCUAAUGAUAUUGGAAGUGUUCAGCGAAGCAUGUUGUAAUGAGAAUAUUAAACAUCAAUUCAUUUAAACAUUUGUAAUAUAGAAAGCAGAUGUAAGAAAGCAAAUAUAUAAGAGUCAUCAAAAACAAAUAAAAAGAUAAAAAGGAUUGUUUAGAUUUGAAUUUGAGAAAGAUCAUUUCUAUUUUGUUCUAUUUUCAAAUAAAAUUGUGAUGAAUCAUA